Messenger RNA from Schizophyllum commune H4-8, 858 nucleotides. RefSeq lists its product as uncharacterized. The record is from RefSeq and is a predicted model, not a curated record. The coding region runs from base 1 to 858 and encodes 285 amino acids. Lineage: Eukaryota; Fungi; Basidiomycota; Agaricomycetes; Agaricales; Schizophyllaceae. The transcript has 3 exons.
AUGGUGGAAGCAAAGUCUAGCAAGAUGAAAGCAGUCCGCAAGACUGUAGUGCGCUACCACAAGCCGCUGACAGCGAAGGACAUUAUUCGAGGCCCUGGUGUAGCGAAGGAUCGCUUUCCUUUGCUGCAGCGCUCUCAGUUCGGUGUUCCACCUCAGACAUUCGACUACGACUGCGAUCGCCUGCAUAUGACCGUCGAUGAAAUUGCCGACGACAUCCGCAUAGCCAGGCGAGGGGACUUUCACUACCGCGUCCGCACCAAAGAGAUCACUGCACUCAAGGGCAAAAGCACCGCCCUCCUCCGAAGCGUCAUCGACGCGCGCGGCCUCACCAAUUUCACCGUCCUCGGCGACAACAGCCUGAAGGACGUGACCCAUCAACUUGCACAGCUCCUGUACAUCCUUCACGCGCCCGACGUCAACGAGGUCAAGAUCCUGCGCCCAGGGCGGUCCACGAAGUUCUACGAACGCGCCGUGUACCACUUUCUCUCCAGCUUGAGCACCCGCACGUCCCUCCAGCACGUCAGCCUGAACAUGCAGUGUUGCUACAAGCCCGGGCUCGGGAAGUACCUCCGCUCCGCCGCGGCGCGCCACCUUGUUUCUUUCCGCCUCCAGACGUCCGCCAACGUCGAGGAGUACCUCGUCGGCGCGCUGCACAACAGCCACAUGCUGCCGAACCUGCAGCAGCUCACCUUGAGGGGUAUUCCUGAGCUGACGCCCGAGCGCCUUUUUGAGAACCUUCGCAAGCGCCAUGAUGCGGGGCACACCCUACCCCUCCUCGUUGAAUGGGACCGUGAAGUCCCAACGGAAAUUGUGUCGGCCGCUCGGAAGUUGCGCAUCUUUUUCCAGAAACUUGAGUAA